Messenger RNA from Phyllostomus discolor (pale spear-nosed bat), 3169 nucleotides. It is a transcript of the gene VPS52, whose product is annotated as VPS52 subunit of GARP complex. Lineage: Eukaryota; Metazoa; Chordata; Mammalia; Chiroptera; Phyllostomidae. The coding region runs from base 415 to 2586 and encodes 723 amino acids. Gene Ontology annotation, biological process: lysosomal transport; endocytic recycling; retrograde transport, endosome to Golgi. Gene Ontology annotation, cellular component: GARP complex. The record is from RefSeq and is a predicted model, not a curated record. The transcript is spliced from 20 exons. Gene Ontology annotation, molecular function: syntaxin binding.
CUGCGGCGGCGUGUAGGCCUCCUGUGGAAGAGAGAGCGGAAGUUACGAAAUAGUCUUAUAUACUUAGCAGGCGGAAGAGGCGGGGCGAUCUCGGUGGAGAGUUUCCAGAAAUGGAGGAGUCCACUGGACUAUUGAGAAUCUGAAUUAUUCUGUCAUAAUUUCCGGCGCAGUUCUUUACUGUUCAUCAAGUUUUGGGAUAUAAGAGCAGCGAAGGUUCCGGGUGAGGUUGUGCUUAAGACUUCCACUUCUCAUUGUACUUGGGUGAAGUGGUUAGAGCUCAAAGGGAAGGCUGGAGUCAAUUUAACGCAAGUAUCUGGGAACGAUUUCGCGCUGUGCAAACCACUCGACUUGUAGUUCCUUUCGUGAGAACGGACUCGCCGUGACUGACAGCUGCCGGAAGUGAGGCUGCGUGGAAUGACGGCUGCUGCCACAAUGGCGGUAGCUGCGGCGGAGCUGGUGUUGCGGACCGGAGCCUCAGAUAUGGAGGAAGAGGAGGGCCCGCUGGGGGAUGGUCCUCGUCUUCAGGAGCCAUUGCAACUUGGAGAGUUGGACAUCACCUCUGAUGAAUUUAUCAUGGAUGAAGUGGAUGUUCACAUUCAGGCAAAUCUGGAGGAUGAUUUAGUAAAGGAAGCUCUUAAAACGGGUGUGGAUCUCCGUCACUAUUCAAAGCAGGUAGAGCUGGAACUACAGCAGAUUGAGCAGAAAUCCAUUCGGGAUUAUAUCCAAGAGAGUGAGAACAUAGCUUCUCUGCACAACCAGAUCACAGCCUGUGAUGCUGUCCUUGAGCGCAUGGAGCAGAUGUUGGGAGCUUUUCAGAGUGACCUCAGCUCCAUCAGCUCUGAGAUCCGGACGCUGCAGGAACAGUCAGGAGCCAUGAACAUUCGGCUACGAAACCGCCAGGCAGUUCGGGGGAAACUUGGGGAGCUUGUUGAUGGUCUGGUAGUGCCCUCUGCUCUGGUCACGGCAAUUCUGGAGGCACCAGUGACAGAGCCCAGAUUCCUGGAACAGCUGCAGGAACUGGAUGCCAAAGCAGCUGCAGUCCGAGAGCAGGAAGCUAGAGGUACAGCGGCCUGUGCAGAUGUCAGAGGUGUGCUCGACCGACUCCGGGUCAAGGCAGUGACGAAGAUCCGAGAGUUCAUCCUUCAGAAGAUAUAUUCCUUCAGGAAACCAAUGACCAACUAUCAGAUCCCCCAGACGGCCCUGCUGAAGUACAGGUUCUUCUAUCAGUUCCUGCUGGGCAAUGAAAGAGCAACAGCAAAGGAGAUCCGGGAUGAAUAUGUGGAGACACUGAGCAAGAUCUACCUCUCUUAUUACCGCUCCUACCUGGGGCGGCUAAUGAAGGUGCAGUAUGAGGAAGUUGCUGAGAAGGAUGAUCUAAUGGGAGUGGAAGAUACAGCAAAGAAAGGAUUCUUUUCGAAGCCGUCACUGCGAAGCAGAAAUACCAUCUUCACCCUGGGGACCCGUGGCUCUGUCAUCUCCCCCACUGAGCUGGAGGCCCCCAUCCUGGUACCCCACACUGCCCAGCGGGGAGAACAGAGGUAUCCGUUUGAGGCCCUCUUUCGCAGCCAGCACUAUGCCCUCCUAGACAAUUCCUGCCGGGAAUAUCUUUUCAUCUGUGAAUUCUUUGUUGUGUCUGGCCCGGCUGCGCAUGACCUCUUUCAUGCUGUCAUGGGCCGUACGCUCAGCAUGACCCUGAAGCACCUGGAGUCCUAUCUCGCUGACUGCUAUGAUGCCAUUGCUGUUUUUCUCUGUAUCCACAUUGUCCUCCGGUUUCGCAACAUUGCAGCAAAGAGGGAUGUUCCUGCCCUGGACAGGUACUGGGAACAGGUGCUUGCCUUGCUGUGGCCACGGUUUGAGCUGAUACUGGAGAUGAAUGUCCAGAGUGUCCGAAGCACUGACCCUCAGCGCCUUGGGGGCCUGGAUACUCGGCCCCACUAUAUUACGCGCCGAUACGCAGAAUUUUCCUCUGCUCUCGUCAGCAUCAAUCAGACAAUUCCCAACGAGCGGACCAUGCAGCUGCUUGGGCAGCUCCAGGUGGAAGUGGAGAAUUUUGUCCUCCGAGUGGCAGCUGAGUUCUCCUCAAGGAAGGAGCAGCUUGUGUUUCUGAUCAACAACUAUGACAUGAUGUUGGGUGUGCUGAUGGAGCGUGCUGCGGAUGACAGCAAAGAGGUUGAGAGUUUCCAGCAGCUGCUCAAUGCUCGGACACAGGAAUUCAUUGAAGAGUUACUGUCUCCCCCUUUUGGGGGUCUGGUGGCAUUUGUGAAGGAGGCAGAGGCUUUGAUUGAGCGUGGACAGGCUGAGCGACUUCGAGGGGAAGAAGCCCGGGUUACUCAGCUGAUCCGUGGCUUUGGUAGUUCCUGGAAAUCAUCGGUGGAGUCUCUGAGUCAGGAUGUAAUGCGGAGUUUCACUAACUUCAGAAAUGGAACUAGUAUCAUCCAGGGAGCAUUGACCCAGCUGAUCCAGCUUUAUCAUCGUUUCCACCGGGUGCUGUCUCAGCCCCAGCUCCGAGCUCUCCCUGCCCGGGCUGAGCUUAUCAACAUUCACCACCUUAUGGUGGAGCUCAAGAAGCACAAGCCCAACUUCUGAUGUGCCGGACCCUGGGACUCACGAGCCCUCUCCAUGGACUCCUAUACUCUAUCCCAUACCCUUCUUCACCUGGCGUGCCCCUCCAGUUUUCCUCUUGCCUCCCAGGCAUGGACUUGUGGCAUGCCUCACCCUGCCUUCAUUCCAGGACCGUGCCUCAUCAGGGUAGGCUGGGUCCCUUUAGCUUUCUGAAUCUCCCAGGGUCUUCAGGGUUCCCAGGACCACCUUUCCCUGGGCAUCCAGAGUGACAUUUACCAUUCUCCAAUUUUGUCUUUUGUCACCCCCUUUACCCCUUCCCCCUAAAACACCUAAAAAAACCAAGGCUCUCUCAAUCUCUGGUUCAUUCAACUCUUGUCAGCAUGUCCUUAGGUGUGAAGCCUCAACUCUUGGAAUUAAUUGCUGGUAAGGGGAGACUGCCUCCAAGUCAUUGAUUUAUCUUUUUUUUUCCUCCCAUGCAAAGUGGUCUCCUUUCUGUAGUUUUUUGACCUAAGAUCUCAGCAACUUGAACACUAACCAGUUCCCCUCCUGGCUUGGGAGAUACUCCAAGGUCAGUCUGCAGAGAACAAUAAAUAUUGAUAUGACACAA